Molecule: messenger RNA, 1860 nt
Organism: Hippoglossus stenolepis (Pacific halibut)
Lineage: Eukaryota; Metazoa; Chordata; Actinopteri; Pleuronectiformes; Pleuronectidae
Product: fibroblast growth factor-binding protein 1-like
Exons: 2
Coding region: 77-766 (229 amino acids)
Biological process (GO): cell-cell signaling
Molecular function (GO): growth factor binding
Source: RefSeq, a predicted model, not a curated record
GCCACAGGAGGAAGCUUUACGCACAGAAACGCUUGUCAUUUUCGGUAUUAUACUUAUCAAUCUUUUAAAAGACGGCAUGCUGCUGCUGUUGAGGACCCUCGCUCCCUGGAUGCUGUUGGCCUUCCUCGGGCACCAGGUCACUCUGUGCUCCGGUGCGCGCAACAAGACCCGUGGAGCGGACAAGCCCGUGAACCCACCCGCGGGCAGAGGGCAGAGGAGCGGGCACGACAAGGGGGCAGCGACCGGCCGGGGGAAGUUCACGCUGAAGGAUAAGACGCAGUGCACGUGGGGGGCGAGAGACUUGGGGCAGGCGGUGAGGCUGUCGGUGAAAUGUGAGAACCCGGAGGCGCGCGUCACAGGCGGCACCACCGCCAUGGAGUGUAAAUACGACGGUAAACCUCAGAGCUGCCCGGGGUACCUCUCCGACCCCAAGGGCUUCUGGAAGCAGGUGGCCCGCGCGUUCAAGAGGCUCCAGGGCAAAGUGUGCAAGGACCAGCGCUCACUGGUGAGGGCCGGCAUGUGCAAGCGCGCGCCCCGGGACGCGCACUUCAAGCUGGACCGCUCCAGCUCGGUGGCAUCCUCUCAGGGAGGAGACCCGAAGACCACCGCCGCACCUCGGCCCCGCACCACCUCAACCACCUCCACCACCACCUCCACCGGACAAGACUGCACCAGGCACCAGAAGACGGCUGAGCAGUACUGCAGCAGCUCGUGGGCCAGUGUUUGCUCCUUCUUCUUCUCCAUGGUGCAGACUGACGACUGUUAGCUGAGCUCAAGUUCUCAUUAUACCACGAAAUGUAGUGAGUUACUCAGGUACUGUGAGAACAAAGGAACUUGCAGACCCACGUUACUUGAGUAUUUCAGCGUUACAUUACUUUAAACUGCUCAGUUACAUUUCAGGUUGAUCCACCACCAAGUGUCUGACAGCUCAGAUUAAAACCAUCUACAACAUGUAAUGAGGUUAUUAAAUAUGACACAUUUUCAGAUUAGACCUCCCAACACUAAAGUACAUGAAAUACUUGUACUUUAAAUCCUCUGUACUUUUACCUCAGUCAUUUCAUUGUAUUUUUUAAUUUAAAAAUGUCAAAACACACACACCGGUACAAAACUUCAGUAGGACUUUGCAUUGACUUCCAUUCAUUGUGGACAGCUACACCCAAAGAAAUGUAUCCAUGACCAAUUCAAAGCUAACCACAGUUCACCUUAACUACCACUUAACUUAACCAGUAGCUCGGUCAAAUGAGGUUUUGCCUCAUUAGGACUGAGCGUUGGUUUCCAUGAGGUCUACUGGUCCUGACAAGGUCAUUGUUUAAUGGGGAAAUGUCCUUAAGAGUCAACACAGAAUGAACGAUUUCCCAUAAUCUGGAUGUGGAUUAAUCUGUGAGGAACUUUUUGAAUGUAUUCUGUAUUAUUAGUUUCAUACAGACACAUCACAGCUUCACACAUCUUUCAAAUAUACAUUCGACAUCUUCACUGACGCUAACUUCAUGGUUUAUUUGUUUAUGGAGUCAAAAAAUUAUAUUGUCAAAGUUUUGAAUGUUGAACGUGACACAUGAUGUCUGCUUUGUACACUGUGAUCUUCUUUGUACUUGUAAUAGAGUAUUUUUUUACAGUGUGGUAUUUUUUUAUUGGAGUAUAGAACCUAUGUAUUAUGACGCAUAACUGAAGAUUGAUGAUUGUAGUCGAGUGGUACUUUCUUCUACCUCUGGUCAAAUUUAUCAAUCAGACACCACUGUAUUUAUAUAACACAAAUAAAUAUCUUCUAUUUGUGUGGCCUUGAACAAGAUGUGACUUUUCAUUGUUGUAUAAACACAUGCAUCUGGAUUGUCAAUGUGAAAAUAUACACUGAAAACAAACCAA